Messenger RNA from Salpingoeca rosetta, 4885 nucleotides. RefSeq lists its product as uncharacterized. Bases 463 to 4650 code for a protein of 1395 amino acids. The transcript has 7 exons. The record is from RefSeq and is a predicted model, not a curated record. Lineage: Eukaryota; Choanoflagellata; Craspedida; Salpingoecidae.
ACAACAACAAGGUCUCUUUCGUCACAUCACAUCACAUCAAUUUACACGUGUUUGCUUCAUCCCACUGCCCGUCUCACCCCUCCCCCCCCACACACACACGAUCAUCAACAACAAACAGGGCUGGCUGUGUGUCCCCCGCACAUCGUACCCGCGCUCUCUGUUGUUGAAGCACGCACGCACGCACACAUACAUUGGGAUUGUGGCUUUGGGCCGCAUCGCUUGACCCCGCGUGCUUGCGCGUCAAAUCGUGUCCAUAGCAGUCGCCACGGCGUGAGCGUGCUUUUCCUUUGUGGGUCCCCUCCCUUGCCGUUACACCUUUUUUACCUCCCUUCCUUGCCGGCACAAGGCCCGACUGGUGCUCGCUUUUCUUCGUUCAUAGCAACGGGCCCUUUUCGCGCCCAAAGGGCCGGCAGCUUGCGGCAGCGCCACUCGUAGACACGAACGGCAACCGUGCCCUCAGCCAUGUCUGAGCCCGCCACAACCACAACGGGCAGCGACCCGCUGCAGCUGCCAUCGCCAGAGCAGCAAGAUAAUCAAAUGGAGCAGCAACAGCAACAGCAGAAAAAAGAGGAACAGCUGCAGAACAGCACCAGCACCGGGGCAGGAAGCGCCAAAGACCUUUCUCCGUGGAAGUCGUUUCUUGCACGGCUCGUGCGCAUCCAUCGUGAGGUGGUGCACCCGGACCAUCUCAAGCACUCCAAGCACAAAGAACACAUUUUCCACGAGCACUCUGAAGUUUCCAGCGAGGAGCUCUUCUUCGACCUGAUUUUCGUUGCCAUUGGCAUUGACCUGGGGUACUUCCUCAAGGCCGACCUCACCGCACGCCGUCUCGGCGAAACCCUCGUCAUCUUCGCCACAGCCUGGCUGACAUGGUUCCACACCAACAUCCUCCUGACGCGCUUUCGUCUCGGACAGCCGCUGUCAUCCCUGGUCUUCCUCAUCAUGGUGGGCACGCUUGGGCACGCCAUCCACGCGGUUGAACAGCCCAGCGUUGGCGUGGUCGAGAGCGGGUUUGGCAAGAACGACCCCAUGAUCUUUGGCUCCCUCUGCCUCACCCGCGUGGCCUUCCUCUGCGUGUACCUGGUGGUGGCCUGGCGCAUACCGCUCGCACGCGCCAUGGUGCGCAAGUACCUCAUCAUCUUCGCCAUCAGCUCGUGCCUCUUCCUCGCCGCUGCCGCCGCCAACCACGCGACCGCAGCGAUUGUGCUGUGGAUCACCGCCUCCGUUGCCGAACUCAUCAUGUACCCGCUGGCACUGCUCACCCCGCACGAGUACCAGCUCACCGUCAACACCGCGCACUUGCUCGAGCGCAACCAGCUCUGGGUUGUGCUCAUCCUUGGCGAGUCCAUCCUCUCCAUUGCCUCGGCGCAGCACAUGCGUGACGUUGAGUACUACGUUGUCGUCGUGUGUGCGUUUCUCCUCGUGUACUGGCUGAUGAAGUUUCAUCUCAAGUCCCAACACCUGCUGGACGAACGCGCGGAAGAGCAUGCGCUCGACCACUCUCCGCUGCUCGCGUUUGUGUUUGACUCGCUGCAUCUUGUCAUCACCUCGGGCAUGCUGGUGAUGGCGGUUGGCAUCAAGCUUGCCAUCUCGUAUGCGUCGCACCCGGAGGACUACAAGCGCGUGUACGCGUGGGCGCUGACGGGCCCGCUUGGCAUCACCCUCUUCACCAUGAACGUGUCUAGUCUGCUGCACAAGAUGCGACCGCUGCAGUUGUGCGGGCGCAAGACAACGCGGGUCGACAUUCUCCGAGUGGAGGCCGUGUUGAGUCUCCUCAUUGUUCCGCUCGCUCUUCUCGUGGACGAGAACGACACCGCAAGCAAAGGCAAGCGCAGCCUUGCUGACGGUGGGGAUGACGCUUCAAUGCACUUCGCCCCUGCCCCGGCCACCACCAUGGACGCCGCCGCACUCGCUGCUGCGGCUGCUGUCGGUGACGGUGCUGGUGCUGGUGCCUACGGCGAUGGUGGUGAUGGUGACUAUGGCUUGAACGCGGUGCCGUCCAUGUUUAUGAAUGCCAUUGCCGGUGGCGGCGGCGGUGUUGUGACGACAGUUGCCACGGCAGCCACCAACUCGACGGUAGAUGGUGACACUGUGUCGCAUCACCUCGACCCAGCUUCCCUCAUGCCCAUCCUCGCAUGUGUCCUUGGCUCGAUGCUGCUGCUUGAAUCGCUGCUGACGGUCGAAGAGGAGGAAGAGGAGGAUUUCUUCGUCUCCCAAGGAACACAGACCGACCUCACCUCGUUCCAGUUCCAAGCGGACGAGGCAGACGGACACAGCCGCAGCCGCCUGCGUCAUGCGCUGGAUGUGCGGCGUCAUCGUCCACACGACCAGCAGCAGCACCACCACCACCACGACCGCCACCACUACAGCUGGCUCCACUUCCUGCACCUCAGCCGCCACGACUCGCGAAGCAACAGCCCAGCUGGCCACGACCACCCGCACCACCACCGCUCGAGCUGGCUCAGCUUCCUCCACCGUGGCGAGUCGCACGAUGCCAGCAGCGAUGGCGGUCACGACCACCAUCAUCACAGCUGGUGGCGGCGGCGCAGCAGGCACGCGAGCGUUGAUGAAACAUCAAGGCGUCAUGACGCAACAACAGCCACGUCGCAGCCAAACAUCCCAGAAUCCGUCAACACUUUUGGAAACGAUCCCGCUGCACCAGUUGAGACACCGGGACUUCGCACCGUCACCUCCGUUCCAUCCAUGACCAAGCUGAGCAUGGAGGGCGCAACGCACACGAGCGGCAAUCCGCGCCGCCGUCUCGCCCGCGCCCCGAAUCUCGGCAGCGUUGCGGAGGACGUGGACAAUGCGCACCUCGACACCGACGCUGCCGCUGCUGCUGUUGUAGGUGGUGGUGGUGCUCGGCGGCGUAAGCACAAGCAGCAGCAGCUUGAAGCGAGCGACGUUGUUGUUCCCCAUGACGGCGACCACGGCCACGAGUAUCCCCAGUAUCACCCUCACCACCACCACCAGCAGGCUGCCCCUGCAGCACUUCCGCACCACUUACGGCCGCGCCGUGGCCCGCGCCGAGCGGAGAGUGCGCCCGUGUCAUCCCUGCACACGCCAACAGACGGAUCGCGUACACCGCUGGCGCCGCUGCGCGAAGCAACGCCAGUCGACUUUGACUCGAGCGAACUUCGAAGCGGCCUCGUCCUCACCUUGGGCGGUGGUGACGAUGAUGAUGAUGAUGAUGAUGGCCAGGAUGGUCAGGAUGGUCAGGACGGUCAGGGUGGUGGUGGUGGUGGUUAUGAUGGCAGCGCUACGGCAGCUGGUGCCGCAACAGAUGACAACAAGGCAUCUGAGGAGAUGCUUGAAGUCGCCCCACACACACACGACCAUGCACGCGCGCACGCCGACGCGGGAGCAAGCGGAGAGCUGACGCCGCUGCGCACAACAUCACUGCUGGAUAUGCAUGGCAGCAUGCGAGCACAGCCCAUGCAGUGGACAGUGCGGGAAGGGCAAGCAGGCACGCUCCGCACAGCAGGCGCUCAUACGCACGCGCACGUGCGGGGGCGUGGGGGCGUUGACGGGGCUGGGGACAGCAGUGGCACGAGCCAGGAGCAGAGCAUCACGCCCUCAUACCGGCAGCACCAGCAGCACCAACAUCAUCAGCAGCAGCAGCAUGUGCCAACGAGAGGGGCUGCCACCGUGGGGACAACGACACCCACGCACCCGUCGCCGCUGGCGGAGCGGUCGAGACGCGUGUACAAGAGCACGGAGGCGGUGGGCGGUGACGCACAGGGUGGCAGGGACAUGCACCGCGGCCGCAAACACACGUCACACGUGCACGCUGGCGGGGGUGGUGAUCUGCGCCACACGCUGAGUGCCGGUGAUGUUGCACACAUGCGCGGGGCACGGGCUGUCAUCCUGCCCACGCCGCGGAAACACCACCAUCACCACCACCACUCGCGACGGCGCACGCAGCUGGAGCGCGAGUUUGGCGAGUCGUCGGAGGCAGUGGACUUCUUCGUUGUCGGGGACCACGAGAUGCGCGUGUUGGAAUCUGCUUCCCCAACGGUGGCAUCGUCCACCACCACGCUUGAUGGCAACGGUGAAGGCGCUGGCAAUGGCAACGGAUACGCGCAUGCAGUCAACGGCGGCAGCGACGCCGCUACGCUGUCGCACGUGCGGGUGGUGACACCGACAAAUGGUCGGGCACCUGCACCAGCCGCGGACACUGGCGCCUUUGUGCCACUGCCCGCACCUCAGGCACAGGCACAGCAACACCCUGCGACUGUUGAUCACAGCAACGGCCACGUGGGUGUGUUAACACAACCGCACAAUGACGUGUCCGCGACAGCACCACCUGAAGCGCCUGUGGCCUCGUUCCCCAGCACAGCGCCAACAGCGACACUGCCACAUGUGGCAGCGGGUGACAUUGCGUCGCCGCCUACUGGCGCGGUGGCAGCUGAAGGGUAUGCGACAAGCACGCCCAUGACUGGUGUUGGCCACUGGAUGGCUGCUGAUCAUCACACAGCUGAUGCGCACGGUGCACGUGAUCACCAACAGCAACAGCAGCAACCACACCAGCAGCAACCGCAACCACAGCAACAGCAGCAAGAGCAGCAGCAGGCUGUGCUUGUGUUGAGUGAUCGCCAACACAAUACUGACAACGAUGGUGGUGAAGGCGUGGACUUUGUUGUGGUGUAAGCACAUAACUGGAUUAAGAGUCGCGAGGGAGGCGGUGGGGCUGCGUUGAGUGGAGUUGCGUUGCGUGCGUGAAUCAGUGAGUUAGGGUGGGGUGGGGGGAGAAGGAGGAUAAUAGCUGGUGGGCAGCCCACAUGCCUUCAGCUUGAUGUUGCUACUUUGCCUGUCUUGUUCUUGACGCAAGUUGACCUGUUUGCUAGUUCUUGCACUUGCUUUGUGUGUGUGUGUGUGUGUGUGU